Molecule: messenger RNA, 4816 nt
Organism: Ylistrum balloti
Lineage: Eukaryota; Metazoa; Mollusca; Bivalvia; Pectinida; Pectinidae
Product: sodium- and chloride-dependent taurine transporter-like
Exons: 15
Coding region: 155-1954 (599 amino acids)
Biological process (GO): sodium ion transmembrane transport
Cellular component (GO): membrane
Source: RefSeq, a predicted model, not a curated record
AUGUAAAUUGACCUACGUGAUCAUCGAGUGUAUUCAUGAGGUGAUCCGACAGUCAUUUCUUUCUGUGUGUUCUGCUGGUAUACCGAUAUAUUUGGUACCUGUACAAAAUAUUCCAGGAUUAAUCUUACUAUCAGGAUUUAAACAGUGAUUCGUGAUGGUCAGAGAACAGUGGGCGCGGAACUCAGAAUUCCUUCUUUCAUGUGUUGGCUUUGCAGUUGGUCUCGGUAAUAUUUGGAGGUUUCCAUAUCUAUGCUACAGGAAUGGCGGUGGCGCUUUUUUGGUUCCCUAUUUGCUGUUUCUGGUAUUUGGAGCGGCACCUGUUUUGAUCCUGGAAAUAGGUCUAGGUCAAUUCAUGAGCGAGAGUGGAACUGGAGCAUGGAACAUAUGUCCUUUAUUCCAAGGUAUUGGGGUUGCAAACCUGGUGAUGAUGGUGCUGGUGAAUAUCUACUACAUUGUGGUGCUAGCCUGGGGUUGCUAUUACUUUGUCAUGAGUUUCCAGCCUGUACUUCCUUGGUCUCAUUGUGACAAUCCAUGGAACACUCCCAGAUGCAGUCUGACAAAGCAAAUGCCCUGUAUGGUCAGUAACGGAACAUUCAAUGGCACAUUGAAUAUGUCAGUUGUCGCUUGUGUAAAGGACAACACAACUUCUACGGUAGAUCCUUCUGUGGAAUUCUGGGAACGGAAAGUCCUGCAAAUGUCUAGUGGUAUCGAGGAGAGUGGCGGAGUAAUUUGGGAUAUGGCCCUGUGUUUGCUAUUUGUUUGGAUAUUUGUAUACUUUUGUGUGUGGAAAGGCAUCAAGUGGACCGGCAAGGUUGUAUAUUUUACCGCCACUUUUCCUUACGUGGUCCUCAUCACGCUGUUAAUUCGUGGUCUCACACUAGAUGGAGCACUCUACGGCAUCAAAUAUUUCCUUAUUCCUGACUUCAACAAGCUAGCAGAAGCUCAGGUUUGGGUUGAUGGAGGGACUCAGAUAUUUUUCUCCCUCGCUAUUGCACUAGGAGCCAUGAUUACACUCGGAAGCUACAAGAAGUUUGACAAUAACUUUUACAGGGACUGUUUUAUCAUCAUGUGCAUUAACAGCGGAACAAGCUUACUUGGCGGAUUUGCGGUGUUUUCCAUUCUCGGGUUCAUGGCGACGGAGCAGGGCGUUGAUAUAUCAGAGGUCGUGUCAUCAGGUGCAGGUUUGGCCUUUAUCACCUACCCGAAAGCUGUACUGAGCAUGCCCCUCUCCCAUCUGUGGUCCGCCGUCUUCUUCUUCAUGCUUUUUCUCGUCGGUAUUGAUAGUCAGUUCGUACAUGUAGAGGCCGUCAUCACGCCGAUUGUUGAUAUGUUUCCAAAGUAUAUCAACAAACCUUGGCAUCGAAUGGCUAUCACAGCGGUCUAUUGUGCGUGUGCCUUCCUGAUAGGACUCUCAAUGACUACACGGGGAGGAAUAUACAUCUUUACUCUAUUCGAUUACUACUCCGCCAGUGGCAUGGUGAUGCUAUGGGUGUGCUUCUGGGAGUGCAUUGCUAUCGGCUGGAUUUUUGGAGCAAAGCGGUUCUAUGAUGUUAUAGAACACAUGCUAGGCUAUAGGAUAAGUCCAUUUCUGUGGAUUUGUCUUAAGUUUAUCACACCAGCGGUAACAGUGGGCAUUUUCUUUUUCCAAGUGGUCACGUUCAAGUCUGCAACAGUCGGAGAUUCAUACGAGUAUCCUCCCCUUGGAGAAGCUUUCGGUCUUCUGUUGGCAAUGGCGUCGAUGAUCUGCAUCCCGAUCACUAUGAUUGUUAAACUACGAAAGAUCCCCGGCACUUUGUUAGAGCGACUUCGCAGAUCUGUUACACCAGUUCUUAAGAAGAAACAGAUUCCAAAGAAAUGGAUAUCACAGGGAAUGUGCCAAACAGUCACUGUCAUCGAGGACGAAGACGAGGCUGAGGAAAGGUUCAGUUUAGAAAAAUCAAGUGCUAUGAUUUAAGAUAGGAUAAGUGUACAUGCAUAUCAUGCCGUUUUCUGUAUGAAAGGAAACGUCGACACUACAUGCAGUUUCUUACUGUGGACAGUAUACAAGCAUCCUAUGUCAUAUACAUAGACGUAUAUGUUGAUAUCUAGUGACGAAACUCAAUUCAUAAAACCUUAACAUACAGAUGAGCUUAAAUUUGAUCAAAAUCAUACCGGAUCACACUUCGGAACAGGAAGUUCUUUUAACAUAAUUCUAAUAAGUGAAUUGUAUCUUUGAUGAAUUUACAGAAAAGUAACAAGUGGUUAUUACCAGUUAACUUUAUGUCUGCUUUCAGAUUAAUAGUGCAGUCUUUGUAUCAUCCAGUUUUAUCAUCUUGUGAUCUUGGUUAAUUUUACGUUCGCCUAGGAAAUCUAUAUUUAUAUAAUAAAAUUGAAUAAUUUGGCACAGUCAUUUUUUUCAUUUGGGAAACUUGCGCAAUAACUUCGCGUAACAAUGACAGCUACUUUAUAAUCACCACGAUAAGCGAAGUAAUAAUUUUGUGUUACAUGUUUGGCGGGAAUAGCGUUAAAAUUAUAUUACCAUUUAAAUAUGUACGGUUACCAAAAAAAACAAAAAAAAAACGUUAUUUUAGCAAUGUCACACACAGAUAAUAUCAAAACUUCAAUUAAAUGUUAAGGGGAAAUCUAACCUUAGAUAUACAUAUAAAUGAUAUGGACAUAUCCUUCCUUUGGUGUAGAAGAUCGAGUAUGGGCUGACAUGUUUUGAGUACAAUUUUUAUUUGUACUAAACCUAUGUAUCUAGGCUUUAUCUAUAUUCGACGUUGUGUUAUAUCAUAUUGGUGGCAGCUGACAUGAUCUUAUCUCCAAGAUGAAUUAUUCACGUAAAAUAUGAGGUCGUGAUGCCUUAUAUUGAAAUUUGGCAUCUGCGAAUUUACUAGUUGGUGAAAUGUUGAUGUAAUGUGCUGUUUUUAAUGUUAUUUUUUCUUGUUUAUACGUAUUAGUGCAAAGCACAUAUAUUUUUACAUUGAUAAAAAAGCUGAGUAGUAAUCUUAAACUGGUAUUAUCAAUUUACGUAUUUUACAUAAGGAAUGUAUUUUUGAAAAAUCUUGAUGCAGAAACAUUUAUUAAAAAUAUUUUUACAUUAUUCCAUUGAACACGUCUUUACGGUUGCUGAGGCAAGGUGUUCAUAAUGUUUAAUGUACCAAAUAUACCUCACAGCAUCACAUUGGAAGUAUUUAUUUUUUUAUCUACCAAUUACUGAAAGUGCGAAUGUCAAAUCGAAUAAAAAUAUAAAAUGAUAAAGACGAAGUGAAAUGGUCUUAUAUAGGUUUCAUAAAAGUGUUUUUGAACAGGAAAAAUGUGGGAUAUAUGAUUUCAGUUGUGCAAGAGGAAUGUUCUUAUCCAUGCAAUUUCUUACGUGGAAUGUGGUUAUGGUAUAAUAUUACUUACAUUUCAUUUAAGCACGGAACUGAUUUCAGUUGGCAUUUAUGGGUAAUAUGAAUGCCACCUGUAUAAUGGGAAAUUCAAUGGAGACCAUUUGGUGCUUCGUGUUGAGUUUUUCUUAAUCCAGUUGGAAUUCAACUAAACGCAGUUUAAUGUUUUUGUCUAUUAUUUGCAAUAGCAGUCUUGUAAUAAGGAGAGGCAGACACAGUGUUCUUGCACUAUUGGCAGUUCAUGAACUGGUAAUACACAACUGGUUUUGGAAAGGCUACUCUGCAGCAAUGCUAUACAACGGUAAACGUAAUAUGUAAGGACAAGGUGUUAUCUUGGUAUAACGGAUAUUGAGUAACGAUCUUUAGAGACGAUGUUUUUGUUUGUGUGUAUUAACACUCAUUUAUUAUUAAGGUGGACAUGCUCUUCAUAUUGUAACGAAUCAGCAACAUUAGUUUGCAACAAUAUUAAUUGUGUGUUUACAAAACUGCAUCUAACAUUAGCGUCGCACAAUAAUACGAAUUUAUUUGUUAUACUAUAAAAUUUCUUGGCCAUAUAUUAUCGUUUGUAUCAAGAGUACUCUACAGCCAUUAAUUCACAUAUCCAUGAACGGUUUAUUCUAGUGUAAGUUAUGGAGCUGUAUUUAUCUUCGAUGCGGUUCAGGAAAAUCUUUAUACUACUGUUAUCAACAUAUUUUGCUAAUUGCUAAGCUUUUCAAUUUGAUAAUAUUUUUGUAAGAAAAGGAAGUGCUCCUGUCAUUCGAUUCACCAAUAAAACCUACUCAGGCUCACCGAUAAUGUUUUUACGAUGAGAAAUAAAACAGGUUUUUCAAUGAACGAAUGAAUUAUUGCCCCUUGUUAAAAUUUUGUGUCUAGUAAAGUUGUUUCCGGGGAGUAUUCGUCAGUUUUACUGAUACUCUUGUUAAAAUAAGAUAUUUUAUCGACAUGUUAGGGAAAUAAUCUACUUUUUAUUUAAGAUAAUCUACAAAAAUUCUUCAAUGUAUAUUAUACUUGCCAUUAAAUUAUCUAUUCCAUCUCCUUGAUUUAUAAUAUUUUUAAUUCGAAAUUAUAUAACCAGAUCUUCAACGAACGAUAAAAUUUUCCUUAAUUAUCUACUCGUGUUCUUCGAUCAUUGAUCGGCUCAAUUAAAAAUGAUAUACUCCACAUUAAACUGGUCAUUAAAAAGAAAUUAAAAGACCUACUUUGGUUUUUCGAUGCACCAAAUCAAUGUAUCCAAACUUUUUUGAAAAUAUGAUAGACCUGUCGUUUAGAUAAUCAACUUAAUUCAAGUAUUUGGGCUAGACCCUCGAUGAAUAGCUAGUUUGUCAUUUAAAUAAUCUACCCAAAAGUCUAUUUGGCACCAUUAAAAUAACCUACUCGGGUUUUUUAAAAAAAUAAAAUGAAGAUACUACUUUAUACAGUUUUAAUACAUACAAUACUUAUCCUAU